Messenger RNA from Amyelois transitella, 5769 nucleotides. RefSeq lists its product as uncharacterized. The record is from RefSeq and is a predicted model, not a curated record. Gene Ontology annotation, molecular function: cysteine-type endopeptidase activity. Gene Ontology annotation, cellular component: lysosome. NCBI's taxonomy places the organism in Eukaryota, Metazoa, Arthropoda, Insecta, Lepidoptera, Pyralidae. The coding region runs from base 2673 to 5564 and encodes 963 amino acids. The transcript has 14 exons.
UACUUUUAUUUCGAUUUUGAAAUAAAUGCCGAACAUUAUUUUUGAAUAAAUUUUGACGAAAUAAUGAAUUCUGAAAGAGGCCUAUACCCGCCUCACCAAGGUUGUCGCUCGCCCAACCGAGCUAUAAAAGCCGAUAAUGUGCUUUGGCGAAAAACUCUAACUAAAUUUAUAUAAUAUUAAACCAUGUGUGCUUUAAAAUGAACAGGAAAUAAGACAAGCAUUAUUAUGAGAUAUACAGGCUAUUCAUUUUUUAUUGAUCAAUCCACAAUAUGUGAAGAGUUAACUAGUGCACAUGUCAUGUGUUUUGUCUCUAAAUAAGAAAGUUAUGUUGUUCAAUUCAGGUUAGCCAAAGAUUGGCACGAGUGGGUCCGCAAUAAACUCUGAGGCUGUUCAAGUAUUUCACAACAAUCGGGUAAUUCAUGAGAACAGGUAAUAUCGUAGAUGAAGCCGCGCGAAGCUAAAAGUUCGCCUCAAGUAAUUCACUCGGUGGCCUCGAUAACUAUAUUAUUCUUCUUCACCUUGCGAUAUGAUUAAAUAGACUAAUAACAACUUCCUAGAGCUUGUGACGUUAAUUAUCACCAUAUUUAAAAAAAUUGGUGGAUUAUAUAUGAAACUAGCGACCCGCCCCGGCUUCGCACGGGUACAAAAUUAUAAAUGUUAUUAUACCUACAUAAAAACCUUCCUCUUGAAUCACUCUACCUGUUACAUAAAACCGCAUCAAAAUCCGUUGCGUAAUUUUAAAGAUUUAAGCAUACAGACAAACAGACUAAAAUAGCGACUUUGUUUUAUACUACGAGUAUGUAGUGAUUAGCGUUUUGCACAGGAAGAACAAAUUUAAUCAAAAUAAGAACCAGAAUUAUCUUUUGCAAUCUCAUAGGUAAUUCAUUGAUCUUUUUACUAUAAAAACCAUUCGGACGGGAAUCAAUAAAAUCUUUGAAGCCGGUUUGGACUGGUCUUUCGGAGUUGAUUUUUUUUUGGAAACAGUUAUCUAAAAUUACGAACUAAAUGGUAAGCUGUUGGAGCAAGGUCCGGAGAGUACGGCAUAAUCAUUUUAAAGCAUAACGUUCUUUCACAUAAUGGUUUACGCAUAACUAUUCAAGGCAUACUAACUGUGACUACAUUGCUGAGAAGUCAAUAUGAGUUUACAAUGGUUUGCUCAUGAUACAGAUGUAACUACAAAUACUUAAGAAUAUCUCUUAUUGAUUCAAAGAUUGUGCCAGGUCAGACAAACUGAAAUUUUAAUUGCAACCUUCUCUCAAAUUAGGCAUAGCGCGCAUUUAUUGUUUGCGUUGGGCCGCAUUAUGUAACAUGAAUGCAAUGCGAGACAUUCCGGUCUGCGCCUGCGACGGCAGGAGCGAGCUAAAGGUCGUGUUGACCAAACUAAAGUUCAAGAACGCCACGCCAUAAACGCGCAUCUAUUAAAUACAUAAAUGUUAUAGACAUUUAUGUAAUAGCCCAAAUUUAUUGAUAUAAUAAACAAAGCAAUUUUGAUAUUUCCACAUUAUUUAAUAUCUAUUGUAAAAGUUUCUUCAUCAGCAACGCUGCGAUUUUAAGAUAUGAACUUUACAAACAUUAUUUUUUAAACAAACAAGUAUCUACUUAGACGAAGGAAAUAUUUUGCAUCUACUCUAUUAGUACUCUCUAUCUCAGUUGUAAUCACAUCUAUAUCCCUUGAGGGGUAGACAGAGCUAACUAGAAUAGAUUUAUAUUAUAAAAUUGGAAACAAAGUAUUUCUUAUUGACGUCACAUCACUUUAAUCCAAUUAUAACUACUACCACUUUCAAAGCGCAUGUGUUGAAGAAACGGUGGAACAAACUACACUGUAGCAUUUUACCGGACGUCAAUUUACAAAUAUAGAUCUCUUAAAUCUAAAUCGUGGACAAAUGCACAUUGUUAUCACAAUCCCAAGUUUAUAAGCCUAUCCCUUAGUCGCCUUUUACGACAUCCAUGGAAAAUAGAUGGAGUGGUCCUAUUCUUUUUUGUAUUGGUGCCGGGAACCACACAACAAUUUGUUCUCAUGAAUAUUAAUUGCAAAUUCUAGACGACUACAGGAUCACUCGGUCGACCGGUUUUAUUAGUUCCAAUUUAAGAAUAUGUGUUAUUUAUCUAUUAUGGGCGUAUGUUGUAAGUACCUACAAGUAAUUAUGCCGCAAACGGCGUAUGCAUUUCCAGAGCUUUCAUCAGGCAUUGGAUCGGUCACUGCUAUAGGCCCUGCUUAGGUACCCCGGCAGCAGGCUGCUAUGAUUAGUGUCGGCGGAGGAGGCACACGAAAAAAUAGAUAUGUAACUCAAGAGGUUAUACGACAAGGGGAAUUAUCCAUAUUCAGCACUUACCUAUCCAUAUUUUCAGACACCCUUUGUCUUCUUAGCUUGAUUAAACAAAUUCUUUCAGAGGAUCUGGCUAAGAACAAAAGAAGUCUCACUCCAAGAGCGGUGACCUAUGCACUGUGUAAAUGAUUCCCUGAACAUCUUCGACGUUUAGGAACAUCCUAAUUCUGGUGUGAGGUCGCGGCGCGCGGUGGGGAUCCACACUACAUAACGUUAUGUCAUCGCAGCCGCUGUAUACUUAUCCGGCGCUGUCGCCGGCACAACCACGCGAUUAUUUUCUUAGUCUUUUCUCUUGUAAAGUUCGUGUCAUAGUGUUAAUAAAGUGCAGUGAUAGAAACCCGCAGGAUGUGGCUGCCACGAAGCGCCGCGCUCGCGAGUGUGGCCCUGGCUCUCUGCUGCCUCGAUGCCGCUACUGGUGAAGGUUCGCAAACAACAGCCGGCGCACGACAGGGAGGAGAGAGGAAGACGGCGAGGGGGGCACGGCGCGUGCGCACCGAGCCGGCGAGACCUAGCAGGGACAUCGGCAUCAAAGGCGCUGAUGAGGAUUACUUGGUCAACGUCGAGAGGUCCUUCAGAGGAAACACCUUCAGAGAGCUGGAGGAAAAGAGAGGACGGAGCGACACGCUAUCCAGGGACUUCGGCGACGUGACAGGACUAGGCUUUACGCCCAACGAGAGGGCUAAUGCCUACGCUUCGAGUAGAGAUUCCGGAGCGGAUAGAGACCUCGGAGCUUCACGAACACCUUACAAUUUUAGAACUUACGACUACAAGGAUACCAAUUUUAACGAACAUAUUGAUAGGAAUAGAGAUUUCGGGCCUGCCCGAGGGAGAGACGAAUCCGGCCGGGGAUUGGAACCGACUCGCCUGAGGGACUACGGUAACGACGCGGGCGGGCGUGGGAGCCUCGGGUAUUCUGGCGCAGCGGACCCAAAGGAUACACAAACCAACUUGGCUCAGACCACGGAAACCGAGAGUCAGCGCUGGCUAAAGAUUUUAGGAGACUUUCUGAGAUCGUCAAAAGAAGGACGAGAGUUACUUCGCACGCGGGCUGACCACGUUAUAGACCCGCUGAUCCCAGUGAGUGUUCGCUCGCACGUUCCAGUGGGCGGCGACGCGAGCGGCCAGCUGCCGCUGCCGCUGCUGCUGGUGCCCGUGGCCGUGCCGGACGAGCAGUGCGCGGUAUCGAAGGUGUCGCCGCAGCCAGAGCAGCCUUCCGACGAGUACCUCCCUCCGCACUCCGGCUCCACAGCCACACCGCCCGUUGUACCAGAUUCGAGAAACCUCCGCCCAGAGGACGCGUCCUAUACCGAAACGCUGCUGGAGUUGUUCCGGGCCAUCGAGCCGCGCGCGCCGCUGCUGCCGCCGCUGCUGCUCCCGGAAUCCCCGCCCCCCGUGCCCCCCACGCCGCCCCCCACGCCCCUGUCUAUCCCUCCGCCAGAGAAACUUCGCUUCAACAGAUCGCUGCUCAUAAGAGCGGAGCUUACGGUCUACUAUUCUGACUACACUGAACCUUACACCGUUUGGUACGACGCGGAGAGCGGGUCGUCGCGCGCGGACCUGCACGGCGGCAGCACCGCGCUGUUCCGCGCCGUGCGCGGCGGCGACGUGCAGCGGCUGCAGCUGCGCAUCGAGCGCCACGGCGAGGAGGAGCGGCGCCGCUGCACGCGCCUGCGCACGGCCGCCGCCGCCGCCGACCGCGCGCCGCCCGGCCUGCCCGACCCCGAGCCCUUCCGCUUCCAAGGUUACAACGACACUUCAGCGGGCCGACUGGAGCGCUGGACGUAUGUAGUGUCGGGGCAGGCGGGGGAGCUGGGCGGGGCGCGCGGGGAGGCGCUCGUGUUCCGCCACCUGCUGCUCGUGGCCCGGCGCGCCGAGGACUACGCCGUGCCCUAUCUGUACUCGGUGACGGUGGACAGCUCGGUGCUGGGCGCCGCGGCGGACCGCUACGAGCACCGCUACCUGGAGGUGCGCGAGCAGCGGCCGGCGCCCGCCCACAUGUGGCCGGCGCCGGCGCGCGACUGCGACGCGCUGGAGCGCGCGGACCGCGUGGAGCACGUGGACCCGCUGCGGGAGUUCACCAUGACGCACCGCGACACCAGGUGCGACGCCGAUUUCGACAAAUUCAAGGAGAAUUUCGAAGUCACCUAUGACAACGUCGUCGAGGAGGCCAUCCGCAAAACCAUGUUGAUACGCAACACGCGUUGGGUGGAGUCCGCGAACAGGCAGGGCGCGUCCGCGCUCAUGGCGGUCAACGAGCUCAGCGUGCUGCUGCCCGACGAGACCAAGCUGCUGCUGGGGCUCGUGGACGGGGACGGGGAGGCGGGGGGGGCGGGGGAGGUGGGCGCCGUCCCCGGGGACUUCACGCCGGCGCCGCCGCCCGAGCCCUUCCCGUACUCGGCGGAGGACGUGUCGCGCCUGGCCGAGCAGCUGCCGCCCGCCCUCAGCUGGAAGCGGCAGGGCGCUGUCACGCAUAUCCGCAACCAGGGUUUCUGCAAGACGUGCUGGGCGUUCGCGGCCGUGGCGGCGACGGAGGGCGCGCUGUUCCUGCGCACGCGCGCGCUGGUGCCGCUCAGCGAGCAGCAGCUGGCCGACUGCAGCGCGGGCCCGCAUUCCUGCGGGCGCGGCAACCAGCUGGCCCGCGCCUACGCGCGCCUGCGCGAGGGCGUCGCCGCGCUCGCCAACUACUCGCGCUACUCGCCCGACGAGCCGCAGUACGGCCAGUGCCGCAAGGACGACGGGCCCGUCACUAAGAUCAGCGGUUACGUCAGAGUGGACAACAGUGCUGAAGCCCUCAAGGUGGCGCUCGCUCGCCACGGGCCGAACGUGAUCGAAGUGGACUCGGAGUGCGGCGGGUUCAUGUACUUCAAGGCGGGCGUGCUCAUCGACCGGCGCUGCAACCCGCGCGCCCGCAACCACGCCAUCACCGCCGUCGGCUUCAGCACGCACAAGAAGCACGGCAUGUACUUCAUCGCCAAGAACUCGUGGGGCCUCUCCGGCAACAAGGGCUACGUGCACCUGCACGCGGCCUCCAACGCGGCCGGCGUGCACUCCGCGCCCUCCUUCCCGCUGCUGGCCGCCGACGACGUGCUGCGCGCCGACCUCAGCGCGCUCGCCACCAAGCAUCCCGACGAGAAGAGCAUCUUCAACACCGACAGGAAGAGCUACCGGCAGUUCCUCAAGAUGCAGAGAAAAUUCAACACCAAAAAGAAAUUCAAGGAGAUUCUGAAUCUUCUCUGAAGAAAUCUUCUUAUGAAUAAUCUCUUGUCUAGUCUUGAUAUAUUCCCUAGUCAAAUUUAAGGCUUGUUUGGGUCUCGUAUAAUUACUAAAUAUCAACUGAUGUUAUUUUAAUGUUUAAUUUAAAACUUGAAUGUAUAUAUAUAUGUAUGUACAUACAUUCAUAGCUCAAAAACUUGACGUGAUUAGUUGUAAUAUUAAUUUUACG